AUGUCCCGAUUAACCUUAUUACCAACCGAACUCCUCCUCACAAUCGCCGAAUCCCUCCCCGGCCAAAAGGACAUCAGCGCCUUCACCCAAACCACAAAGAGAACCUACAGUGUCCUCCAACUUUACCUAUACAAAAACAACAUCCAAAACCACGGCACUAGCGCCCUCCUCUGGGCCGCCAAGAAUGGCCACACAGUCCUGACCCAAAAAAUGCUCGAUGCAGGCGCUAGAAUAAGCGCCCCGGGGAAUGCGCUCUCCCUCGCAGCCAGCGGUCCACAUAUAGAAACCCUCACCUGUCUACUAUCCGAAAGAAGACCGGACCAGACAUACGAUCCUGACCAACUGCGCGAAGCACUAAUCGAAAGUGCGAUCCCGGCACGUAGUACCGAGGCGGUCAAGUUACUACUUCGACACAACGCUCCCCUCGAACCCGCAGGCGAGCUCCUGCCGAAUCCGUCCGCGCUUGGUGCGGCUGUUGCAGCGAACUGGGCUGGUAUUAUACCUUUGUUAUUAGAGGCUGGUGCUUGUCCUGGGAAGAGUGAGGUCCCCACCCCGCUCGAGCGCGCGAUUACCAUGAACAAGCCGGAGAUCGUCGAUAUAUUACUUGGGGCUGGAAUUCGGCUUGUGGAUGAUGGGGGAUUAUGCAUUAUUGCAGAGCAGAAUAACCAGAGGUUGUUGGAGGUGUUUGUUGAACUGGGACUUGAGGUUGGGAUGUGUUGGCAGGGGGCAUUGUUUGCGGCUGUUAUGCAUGGACAGACUGAGAUGGUGACUGGGUUAAUUGAGAAGGGAGCGAACCCGAAUUUAACGUAUGAUGUAUUUAUGUUGAGUUUUGAGUGUUUGCGGUAUAGUACUAUUGGGUUUGCGGUUCAGUUUGGACAAUUGGAGGUUUUGAAGCUGUUGCUUGAGAAGGGGGUUCGUGCUGAACGGGGUGAUCUUAACUUGGCGCGGGCGGAGAGCUUUGAGGAGGCCGUGGCUCUUUUGUCUGAGUGUGAUUUUGAGAAUGUGCCGCGGAAGGAGAAUGUACGUGAUUUUGUUGAGAAGAAGGCUCGAGAAAGACGGAGAAGGGAGCCUGGGUAUGAGGGUAUUAAGAUGCAGGAUUCGCUUUGUGAUCCUGCUAUGCGACUGGAGUUGGAGGAUAUGCGGGAUUAUAGCUACCCAUGGGAGAAUGAUGGUACGCAAGGUUACACUAUGUACAGUUCUUAA
Molecule: messenger RNA, 1203 nt
Organism: Penicillium crustosum
Lineage: Eukaryota; Fungi; Ascomycota; Eurotiomycetes; Eurotiales; Aspergillaceae
Product: ankyrin repeat domain-containing protein
Exons: 2
Coding region: 1-1203 (400 amino acids)
Molecular function (GO): protein binding
Source: RefSeq, a predicted model, not a curated record